This is a messenger RNA of Drosophila willistoni, 1938 nucleotides long. RefSeq names its product cell cycle checkpoint protein RAD17 (gene Rad17). NCBI's taxonomy places the organism in Eukaryota, Metazoa, Arthropoda, Insecta, Diptera, Drosophilidae. The transcript is spliced from 4 exons. Gene Ontology annotation, molecular function: chromatin binding. The record is from RefSeq and is a predicted model, not a curated record. Bases 78 to 1679 code for a protein of 533 amino acids. Gene Ontology annotation, biological process: DNA damage checkpoint signaling; DNA repair; mitotic DNA replication checkpoint signaling.
UGAUAAAAAAAAUAUCGAUAGUUGUUGCCAAUCGAUGGUUAUAUCGAUACUUUUACCAUCUCUAUUAAGAAGUCCAAAUGAGCGCACGAAAGAAAGCUUGGGUGGCAUCGGCCUUUAGCCAACUGGACUCCACGCCAAAGAGUACUUCUGUGAUAGACACAGCAACUCCAGCGAGGCGGACCAGGAGUAGCUCAACGGUUGGAAAAACAACAGCAACAACGAGAGCGCGAAAGCCAAAGGAGACGCUGGAUGCCAGUGCCGUUGGGACGCCAACAACCAUAGUAGACUUAACCAUCACAGAGGAUGAUGACGAUAAAAGGGAAUUGCCUGCUCUAGCGAAUGAUAAUUGGAUGGAGAAUUUUGCACCCAGUCAAAGCGAUGAACUGGCCAUACAUCCAAAGAAAGUCGAAGAAUUGCGGGAUUGGCUGCGCCAUUGCGAAGCAAUGCGUAAGAAGUAUCCCGCACAAAUGUGCCUGUUGACAGGACCUUCGGGAGCUGGCAAGACUGCGACAUUGCGCGUCCUGGCACAGGAAUUUAAUUAUCAGAUACAGGAAUGGAUUAAUCCCGUUGACUGCGAGGUUGUGAAUGCCUUGGGGGACCAAAGUAAUGGAAACUCCUACGUGGGCUCCCAGUUGGAGGCAUUCAAAAGUUUCCUAUUACGUGCAUCACGUUAUAAAUCACUGCUGGACAAGCAAAAUAAACGACUCUUAUUGGUCGAGGAUUUUCCCAAUUUCUUACUCAACGAUGGUCAAACCAUCUUUGAAGAACUAAUCGACGAAUAUGCUAGCUAUGGCAAAUCUCCUUUGGUCUUUAUUGUGGCUGAUUCUAAAUCGCGUGGCUUAAACAUCAGUUACAAGCUCUUUACCGACCAGCUGAAGGCCAAACAUCGUAUUACUCACAUUAGCUUUAAUUCCAUUGCCUCAACCAUUAUGCAAAAGUCAAUGAAGCGAUUUUGUUCCCUAAUGCAACAAGAUCAAAACAAGGCCAUCUACAAAGUUCCCACCCAAUCUGUCGUGGACUCAAUUGUGGUCGGCGCCCAGGGUGAUAUACGCAACGCUUUGAUUAAUCUGCAUUUUGGUUCCCUAAAAGGUGUACCAAAUAUACCUGUUAAACAGCUCGAUGUUAGCGUGGUCAGUAAAGGCCGCAAACGUAAAGCCCAAAGCACAUUAAAAUUCAUUGGACGGGAUGAGUCCAUAACCCUAAUGCAUGCCCUGGGUCGGGUUUUUAAUCCAAAAUAUAAUGAAGACAGGGAAAAACGCCUACAGCACAGUCCUGAGGAAAUAGCCGAAGCUUUUUCGACAGAACCCAAAAAUUUUAUCAACUUUAUACAUGCAAACUAUUUACCACAUUUUCGUGAAAUAGAAGAUGUUGUCUUGGCUAGCAAUGACAUAGCCUUGGCCGAUCUUCUCCUGCAGGAAUAUCGUGACGACUCGUUGGCUGUUGGGGCCCUCAAUGUCGCUGUGCGCGGAUGUAUGGUGGCCAAUAGCUCACCCAUUAGCGGUUGGAUGCCUGUGCGUGGACCAAAACGCCUAAAUAACCAACCACAAGUAACUCCACUAGAGCAGAAACUUUUGGGCAUUGGAUUUGCUGGCAUUCCAAAAGCAAAAUACGCCAGCGAAUACAGCUCUUUUGUUAAAUCCAUUGCAGCCAAAACUAAAGAGGAAUUUGAAAGCUAUUAAAGUUAGUAAAGUAAUUACUUUGUUAUUAAUUUAACAUAUAAUUAGUCAUACCUAUUAAUUCAAGUUAGACUGAAAAAAAAAUGUAAAAAAUUGAUAGCUAAUAAUUAAGAGCUAAAUUAUUUAACUAAUCAAUUGAGGUUUCAACUCUAGGCUUUUGUGUGUCAAUCCUGUUAUAGAUUUCCAAAGAAAUUCCAAAUCACAUUUUAAUAAAAAUCUAUUACUAUUGCAUAGUGUAAAAAUAAAGAUUCCCAUUAAUCGA